Molecule: messenger RNA, 1353 nt
Organism: Alosa sapidissima (American shad)
Lineage: Eukaryota; Metazoa; Chordata; Actinopteri; Clupeiformes; Clupeidae
Product: glycogen synthase kinase-3 beta-like
Exons: 2
Coding region: 841-1257 (138 amino acids)
Biological process (GO): regulation of neuron projection development; insulin receptor signaling pathway; protein phosphorylation
Cellular component (GO): axon; cytoplasm; nucleus
Molecular function (GO): ATP binding; protein serine/threonine kinase activity
Source: RefSeq, a predicted model, not a curated record
GCCCCUUCCCCACCACUGUAUUCUACCGUUGUUUACGUAAAAUACGUUUCAUUGGUCGGGGUGACAAAGAGAGCGAGCAGAGACGGUCGGAGAAGGAAUAAAAAAAGAAUUUUCUGAAAUGCUGAGUGGAUUUUAGAUAGCGUUUUACUUCGGAACCGCAACGUCAAGCUACUUUUCAGAUUCCGUGGCCAAAUCUGGUGGAUUUCAAGAAUCCUAUCCGCGUGUAUGGAGUUUUAUAAGACGGAAGGGUCAUUGAACAGAGCUUUUAAUUUGGGCUAUUGGAAAAUUCGCAUUUGAAUCGUUGGUUGGGUAGAGCAAGGAAGCCGCCAUGGCUGGUGCUACUGGAUCGUUGAGUCUCCACCUCAGAAUAUGAACAAAUACCCUACUUUUGUGCUCUAAUUUUCUCAUGACUAACAACGUUGUUGCUGUCAUUUUAAGGAGCACCGAAUACAGGAAUAAUUUUACAUGUGUCAAUCUACGUGUAUGAAUCUGACGCGAUCCAGAACAAGAAAAUCGGUGUUUUUUUUUUCGGGGGACACAGGGAGAAGGCCGGUUUCAUGACUAUUUCUUUACUGACACCGACUUGUAAAAGGCCUUGAUUGCAAACGACGAAGAGACUGUUUUAAAAAGGAUGGUUUGAAAGAAAGACUGUCAGUGGAUGGGAGAAGGUAGCGAAUCAGCUGAAGAAAAUCGACAGAAAGGAGUGAACGGGCGACGGUGUAGCUUUUUCCUUUGCGUAUUUUGUGAAAAUAUCACUUAUAGAGGUCUUUGAACAGUGACCCAGUUGAUCAAAAGUGUCAAUCGGCCAAUCGACAAAAAACAGGGAUUAACGAUUGGAAUAUGUCUGGUCGGCCAAGAACCACCUCCUUCGCAGAGAGCUGCAAACCAGUGCCGCAGCCUUCAGCAUUUGGCAGCAUGAAAGUCAGCAGAGAUAAGGACGGCAGCAAAGUGACAACAGUCGUGGCGACUCCAGGCCAGGGGCCAGACCGGCCACAGGAGGUCAGCUACACGGACACCAAGGUGAUCGGAAACGGCUCGUUCGGCGUGGUCUACCAGGCCAAGCUGUGCGACUCCGGUGAGAUGGUGGCCAUCAAGAAGGUCCUCCAGGACAAGAGGUUCAAGGUGAUGAAGGACUUUUCCAUUCAUUCCAAUGGGAAACCAUCACGGUUACACUUUAAACAUAACAUUUGUAUAUUUACGCUUCGAAUUCUGGUACAGCAUUUAUAUCACAGCUACCCAAGGGUCUUACGAAGAUAACUACGUUUUCAGAUUUUAAUUUUAUGCAUUUUUCCCAACGCGAGAUGUCAGGGUUCAGGCUUCUAAGAUGACCUACAAUCUGGACUGGGCCAUUCU